Molecule: messenger RNA, 630 nt
Organism: Laccaria bicolor S238N-H82
Lineage: Eukaryota; Fungi; Basidiomycota; Agaricomycetes; Agaricales; Hydnangiaceae
Exons: 2
Coding region: 1-630 (209 amino acids)
Source: RefSeq, a predicted model, not a curated record
AUGCAGUGGCAGGAGUUCGAGCCACAAAUGUGGUGGAGAUUCAUGCAAUGGGCGUGGUGGAAGCUCGCACCACCAGCAGGACGACCGCGACUCACACCAGACCAGACUACACAGCGCACCUUCACGUUGGUGGCGUCACAGUCGAUCCCUAAAUCACAAGGCCCCUCAAGCUCAAGUCAAACCAGAAUGUGCUACUCCUUCAUUGGCUGGGGCUGGCCUAGUUCGAUUGUGACUGGUGGGUGCGAUAAGGUCUUGAGGGUCUGGGAUGGCUGGAUGAAAGGGUCGGGGUUCGAUCGAAAGAGGGGGUUAGGAGUAAAUCUAAAACAACGGCCACAGACAAGGGUUAGUAGGGUUCGUUUGUUUGCGUUCGCCCAAGUUCGGCCCUCCAUGCUAAAAUCCAAGAGGUCUCUCCAAAUCGUUUUCAAGAUACCUUGUUAUUCAGGGUUGCUUUCGUUCCUAAAAUUUAGCUUUAUUGUGUUUGUCCAGAUUUUCAAUUACUGGCUUUGUUGGAUCCAUCAAGGUUUUACCUCGCUUCCACAGAAUGGUGGGCAGUCACUUUCCCCAUUCAACUGGUACUCCAUCUGCCGCAUCUUCUCCUCACGUCUGAUCUGGCAGGUUGUGAGAACUUGA